AACAGCCAUCAUGUCGCGCCCCGAAGAUACCCUCGCGGCAGACAUCCACUACAAUGACUCCGAAGCCCGCAAAUACACCACCUCCUCCCGCAUCCAAAACAUCCAAGCCUCCAUGACCCGCCGCGCCCUCGAAAUCCUCGACCUCAAAUCCCCCUCCCUCAUCCUCGACGUAGGCUGCGGCAGCGGCCUCUCCGGCGAGAUCCUCACCGCCGAGCGCCCCGAAGACGGCGGCCCCCACACCUGGAUCGGCAUGGACGUGUCCCCCUCCAUGCUCGACGUCGCCCUCCAGCGCGACGUCCAAGGCGACCUCCUCCUCGCCGACAUGGGCCAAGGCGUCCCCUUCCGCCCGGGCGCCUUCGACGCCGCCAUCAGCAUCUCCGCCGUCCAGUGGCUCUGCAACGCCGAGGCCAGCGACACCUCCCCCGCCGGCCGCCUCGCCCGCUUCUUCGACGGCCUCUACGCCUCCCUCCGCCGCGGCGCCCGCGCCGUCUGCCAGUUCUACCCCAAGAACGACCAGCAGAAAACCAUGAUCACCCGGGCCGCCGUCCGCGCUGGCUUUGGCGCCGGCCUCCUCGAGGAUGACCCCAAUACCAAGAACGUCAAGCUCUACCUCGUCCUCACGGUGGGCGGGUCCGCCGGGGACGGCCGCGGCGGGGACAUCACCGGCGUCGUCGACGGGAUGGACAACGUCGACGUGUUGGAUUCGAGGCCGAAAGCCGCCGACGACAAGUCCGGGAAGGGCGCCAUCAAGAAGGGGAGCAAGGCUUGGAUCGUUCACAAGAAGGAGCAGAUGGAGAGGAAGGGAAAGGUGGUCAAGACUACUUCCAAGUACACGGGGCGCAAACGUCGGGUGGCCUUUUGAUGGGGCUCUCGGCUCUUCAGCCUUUUCUUUCUUUGGGUCUGGCGUUGCAUGGCGGGGGAGGGGAGGUUAGGAGUUUGUCCUCAUGUUUCUGUUCAAGGAGGUUUUGCAGUAUUGCAAUGUGGGAUACCCAUGAUAUUUUUUACCUACGGUCCGACGACACUUUCGUCUCUCGGCCACUUCCGUGUCACACAAGAUCCAUCCUCACCACAUUCACACCCACAGCCCGCAAAUUAGGAGGCGUAAGCAAAUCCUCCAUAGCCACAAGUUCCCUCUUCUCACACUCCCCCUUCGUUAGUCCCCUCACCCUAUCUAUCCUCGGGUCCUCCCCUUCCCCGUUCCAAACGCCCUUCCCAUGUACGAAUAUCGGCGUUGCCUGCUCUUCAGAGUCUUCACAGUCCAUCACGAUCCUCAUGCCCUCUGGUAACGGG
This is a messenger RNA of Sodiomyces alkalinus F11, 1290 nucleotides long. Its product is annotated as methyltransferase domain-containing protein. The record is from RefSeq and is a predicted model, not a curated record. Bases 11 to 862 code for a protein of 283 amino acids. Gene Ontology annotation, cellular component: nucleolus. Lineage: Eukaryota; Fungi; Ascomycota; Sordariomycetes; Glomerellales; Plectosphaerellaceae. Gene Ontology annotation, molecular function: rRNA (guanine) methyltransferase activity. The transcript has 2 exons. Gene Ontology annotation, biological process: rRNA (guanine-N7)-methylation.